AGCGGCGGCGGCGGCGGCGGCGGGGGCAGUGGCAGGGGCAGGCGGCACUUCACACAGCGCAGCGAUGGAAGCGGUUCGCGGGUGGCUGGUGGCGGCAGCUGCCGCCGUGUUGCUGCUGGCCGGCACCGCGCUGGGCAGCGAGAAGCGCCCGGUGCUGGUGGGCGCUCCUAUGGACGUGUCCGACAACGACGAAGGGCUGCAGCGGGCCCUGCACUUCGCCAUGGCGGAGUACAACAAGGCCAGCAACGACAAGUACUCGAGCCGCGUGGUGCGGAUCAUCAGCGCCAAGACACAGAUUGUGGCUGGAAUCAAGUAUAUCAUGGAAGUUGAGAUUGGGCGGACAAAUUGCACAAAGUCAGUAACUGAUGUCCAGGGCUGUGCUUUUCAUCAUGCACCAGAAAUGGCAAAGCGUGUCACUUGCAACUUUGUAGUGUACAGUGUUCCUUGGCUAAACCAAAUUAGACUACUGAAAAACAGCUGCCAGUAAGUCUCCUUUCGUUCCAGCAGAGGCCAGCAACCGGUUACUCAGAUUUAAAAAAGAAAGCAGUAACCUGAAUCAAGAUGGGCUGUGUCCGUUCCUGUUAACUCAAAUACUUACCUAUGCUUGUGCUAUGCAAGUUAAACUAUGUAACCUUCCUUUAAAGCACAAUAUGAUCUCUACUUAGGUUUUCUUCUUUAUAAUUACAUUUUGGAUCAGUUGUUUCCAAAUUUGUGUUCUCCAAGCUUUCCCAAUAAAAUAACUCCCACAUCUGAAUUCUUAAAAAAAAAAAAAAGUUGUUGGUAUCCCUCAUAAGUGACUACUGGAAACAUUAAAAUUUAAUUAAUCAUUGCUGUAA
Rhea pennata is the source of this 836-nucleotide messenger RNA. RefSeq names its product cystatin-like. Lineage: Eukaryota; Metazoa; Chordata; Aves; Rheiformes; Rheidae. The record is from RefSeq and is a predicted model, not a curated record. Gene Ontology annotation, cellular component: cytoplasm; vesicle. The transcript has 3 exons. The coding region runs from base 65 to 487 and encodes 140 amino acids. Gene Ontology annotation, molecular function: cysteine-type endopeptidase inhibitor activity.